CAAGCUGCUCGUCCGACCACCCUACUUUGUCGGUCAUACUACUGUACUCUACACCUUCUGACCCAGUCUGCCGUACACCAUGGAAGCAUUGGAUCUCAACAACUUGUUCGGCGUGAAGGACAAGGUCGUGCUGGUUACGGGCGGCAGUCGAGGCAUUGGCAAGAUGAUUGCCACAGCAUUUGCGUUGAAUGGUGCGAAGGUGUAUAUAUCGUCACGUUCGGCAAAGGACUGCGAGGCUACCGCCAACGAGCUGAACGCCUUGUGCCAAGAUGUGAACAAGGCUGGCGGUGGACAGGUUAUUCCCAUCGCCGCGGACCUACAGAAGCUGUCUGAGGUGGAAAGGCUAACCGCAGAAGUUGCCAAAAGGGAGAAGUACCUGCACGUCCUGGUUAACAAUGCCGGCGCGACGUGGGGCGCGACGAUCGAGGAGUUCCCCGAUGAAGCUUUUGCGAAGGUCAUGACGCUCAACGUGCAACGAGUGUUCACUUUGACGCAGAAAUGUCUGCCUCUUCUUCGCGCUGCGGCGGCGCGGGGCAAGCGGGGCGAUAUUUGGGAAGACCCUGCGAGGAUUAUCAACAUUGGGUCGGUAGCUGGUUUGCGCGUGCCGGACUCUGAGAUGUAUUCCUACUCAGCAUCGAAAGCCGCAGUACACCACCUCAGCCGGAACCUCGCCGGCAGGCUGGGCUGGGAGGGCAUUACGAGCAACUCUAUUGCCCCAGGUCCGUUCGAAAGCAAGAUGAUGGCCCACACGCUUCGCACCGCUGGGGAUGCGUUAGUCAGGGGCAUCCCGCUGUAUCGCAUCGGAAGUCCCGAGGACAUCGCGGGGACAACGCUGUUCCUUGCGAGCAGAGCUGGCGCAUACGUCAAUGGGGCUACAAUCAGCUUAGACGGCGGUCGAACGACUCGGAUGACCGGCGGCAAAUGGGUGCACAGUGCUAAACGCCCAUCCGCGAAGUUGUAAUAGUAGACUGAAGAGGUGAAUGGCAAUGCGUAAGAGCAACGGAUCAUGUUGUAGAAGUUGCCAAAACAUUGCAAUACAUACCUGUUAGGAAG
Messenger RNA from Punctularia strigosozonata HHB-11173 SS5, 1053 nucleotides. RefSeq names its product NAD(P)-binding protein. The transcript has 5 exons. The coding region runs from base 80 to 961 and encodes 293 amino acids. The record is from RefSeq and is a predicted model, not a curated record. Lineage: Eukaryota; Fungi; Basidiomycota; Agaricomycetes; Corticiales; Punctulariaceae. Gene Ontology annotation, molecular function: oxidoreductase activity.